AUGGGUGACUACUCGAAAGCACUUGAAUUUUUCGAAAAAUCACAUCAAAUUCACGAAAAAGCUCUGCCUCCGAAUCAUCCCAAUUUGGCUACUUCCUACAACAAUAUCGGUCAAGUGUAUAACAACAUGGGUGGCUACUCGAAAGCACUUGAAUCUUACGAAAAAUCACAUAAAAUUCUCGAAAAAGCUCUACCUCCGAAUCAUCCCGAUUUGGCUACUUCCUACAACAACAUCGGUCAAGUGUAUAACAACAUGGGUGACUACUCGAAAGCACUUGAAUUUUACGAAAAAGCACAUAAAAUAAGAGAAAAAGCUCUGCCUUCGAAUCAUCUCCAUUUGGCUACUUCCUACAACAACAUUGGUGGAGUGUAUAACAACAUGGGUGAUUACUCGAAAGCACUUGAAUUUUACGAAAAAUCACAUAAAACAAGAGAAAAAGCUCUGCCUCCGAAUCAUCUCUCAUUGGCUACUUCCUACAACAACAUUGGUGGAGUGUAUAACAACAUGGGUGACUACUCGAAAGCACUUGAAUUUUACGAAAAAUCACAUAAAAUAAAAGAAAAAGCUCUAGCUCCGAAUCAUCCCGAUUUGGCUAUUUCCUACAACAACAUCGGUGUAGUGUAUAACGACAUGGGUGACUACUCGAAAGCACUUGGAUUUUACGAAAAAUCACAUAAAAUUCUCGAAAAAGCUCUGCCUCCGAAUCAUCCCGAUUUGGCUACUUCCUACAACAACAUCGGUACAGUGUAUAACAACAUGGGUGACUACUCGAAAGCACUUGAAUUUUUCGAAAAAUCACAGAAAAUAAAAGAAAAAGCUCUGCCUCCGAAUCAUCCCGAUUUGGCUAUUAGUUACUUGAGUUUUGCAGCAUGUUACGAAAGAAUGGGUGAUUACGCCGCAGCUCUUAAGGCUCUUCGAAGUGCUUUUCAAAUUCAACAACAAGCAUUUCAAGAAGGUAAUGCAGCUUUUACUUCAACAUAUAGUUGGCUCGGAAGAGUUUAUCGCAGUAUGAAAGAUUAUUCAAAAGCACUUGAUAAUUUCGAAAAGUGUCUCGCAAUAGAUCUAAAAACGUUACCUGAAAAACAUCCCUAUCAGGCUAUUACUUAUAGUAAUAUAGGUGAUGUUCAUCGAUUGAUGGGUAAUUAUGAAAGGGCACUUGCAUUUCAUCAAAAAGCAUUAAAUAUUCAAGAAAAUGUUCAAUGUAAUCCUCUGGAAUGUGCAUUGACAUAUAUAAAUUUAGGUGAAACUUAUCGUGAAAUGAAAGAUUAUUCAACAGUAUUGACAUAUUUCGAAAAAGGAUUAGAAAUACGUGAGAAGAAAUUACCAAAAAAUCAUCCUGAUUUAGCUGUUGUAUAUCAUAAUAUGGCAAAAUUAUAUUUGGCUACACGAAAAUAUAGUAUGGCAAUGAAAAAUAUUCAACAAACAGUUGAAAUAGCUCAAGAAAAAUUAUCUUCAACUCAUCCUCAUCUUUUGGAAUAUAAAGAAACAUUUGAAAAAAUUCGAAAGAAAAUGUAA
Rotaria sordida is the source of this 1515-nucleotide messenger RNA. Lineage: Eukaryota; Metazoa; Rotifera; Eurotatoria; Philodinida; Philodinidae. The record is from the annotation of a GenBank genome assembly.